Nestor notabilis (Kea) is the source of this 1256-nucleotide messenger RNA. It is a transcript of the gene TAF1A, whose product is annotated as TATA box binding protein (TBP)-associated factor, RNA polymerase I, A, 48kDa. The coding region runs from base 63 to 1256 and encodes 397 amino acids. NCBI's taxonomy places the organism in Eukaryota, Metazoa, Chordata, Aves, Psittaciformes, Psittacidae. Gene Ontology annotation, biological process: transcription by RNA polymerase I. Gene Ontology annotation, cellular component: RNA polymerase I transcription regulator complex. The record is from RefSeq and is a predicted model, not a curated record. The transcript is spliced from 9 exons.
AUGAGCACAAGUUAAACUUCAAGAAGAGCAAGGAAGCGUGUUUAAGUUACAUUCAGGAUGCCAUGCUACAGAAGCAGUGGAAAAGGGCUGCAGAGUUUCUGACCUUCUAUAUUGAGUCACUAGAGAAGGAUUAUUCCAGAGAACACGUGGGUCCAUCAGAGAUGAUUUGGAGAAUAGGAACUGAAAUUUUGUGCCAUCAUUCCCAUAGCAACAUAAAAGAGUUCAACUCUUUCAUGGAACAGAUGAAGACUUUAGGAAUAAAAAGGUAUUUGAAGGUUUGCCUAGAGCAUGCCUUUCACCUCCUUUGUAAUGGACUCGUAGAUGAAGCUUACCAAAACCUGUCCCUGGCAGAAAGCUGGAGGUUUGGAGAACAAACUGUCAUUCAGGAUAGAGAAAUGAAACUCAUUCAGGCUUACAGGGGACUGUUGGACUACUAUAAGUGGUCUAAGCAGAAGAACAUCUUGUUAGAGCACGAUCAGGAUGGAUUUGAAGACUUGGCUGUUGAACAGGAAAUGCACAGUUGCUUUCGGAAUGCAGCAGUGAACUUAAAGGAGAUUAUUAAGAUACCUGGAGUUUGGGAUCAAUUUGUAAAAUGCUACGUGGAUUUGUUGGAGUUCUAUGGAGACCAUAACGAAGCCCGCCAAAUAUUACAUGAGUAUGCCUACAACUCAAAGUUUCCUGCUAAUCCCAAUGCUCAUGUUUACCUCUAUCAGUUCCUGAAGAGGCAAGGUGAAUCAAAGAAAUCACUCUUAUCUGCACUGAAGAACUUGCAUGAUACUGUUCCUUCUCAUGAACUGAUGAUAGAUUUUCACCUCAUGCUUCAAAAAUCAAAGAAGAGGAAAAAACGUCGACUGGGGUUAGAAGUUAUUUUUGCAGCCUUGGAUUAUGCUGGCUGGAAGGAGAAUGUGAAAGCAUGGAGCUGUUUGGCAAAGCAGCUGAAACAGCUUGUGAUCUCUGAGAAGCAUCUCGACUGGCUCAAGCAAGAGUGGAGCUCCAGAAAGGACUGGUGGCCAGCCUUCCAUUUUAGCCAUUACUUGGGAAAAAGGAAUUGGCAAGAAAAUCAAAGCCUUUCCUACGAAAAAGCUCUGGUGGCUGGAAUCUUACUGGGCAAGGAUGGCAAGUACUUUAAAUACGUAUCCCACCAAGGCUGCAAAGCUCACGUGAAAAGGUUUCGGAUACUGAAGAAGUUUGUGCAUAAGCACCAUCCUGUCUACAUGAGAAUAUCUGGCCUUUCAGGGUCCUCUGUGCAACCUUGA